AUGAAAGGAUACGUUAAGGUUUUGGCUUUGGCGUGCUUAAUCGCCACGGCCCAGGCAGGAUUCUUGUUUGGUGGAGGCGGAUAUGGUGGAGGAUACCGUGGGGGCUAUGGCGGCGGCGGCGGAGGAUGGGGUGGUGGCGGUGGUGGAUGGGGAGGCGGCUAUGGUGGUGGUGGAGGCGGCUAUGGCGGAGGUUCCCAUGUUACCGUUUACAAAAUUAUAACUCUAGGUGGAGGUGGAGGCGGUGGAUGGAGUGGUGGUGGCGGCGGAGGUUGGAGCGGAGGUGGCGGCGGUGGCGGCUGGGGAGGUUGGGAUAGAAAAUAA
Molecule: messenger RNA, 321 nt
Organism: Musca vetustissima
Lineage: Eukaryota; Metazoa; Arthropoda; Insecta; Diptera; Muscidae
Exons: 2
Coding region: 1-321 (106 amino acids)
Source: RefSeq, a predicted model, not a curated record